Messenger RNA from Varanus komodoensis (Komodo dragon), 3686 nucleotides. RefSeq names its product WD repeat and FYVE domain-containing protein 1. Gene Ontology annotation, biological process: intracellular protein transport; vesicle-mediated transport. Gene Ontology annotation, cellular component: intracellular membrane-bounded organelle; membrane coat; AP-1 adaptor complex. The transcript is spliced from 12 exons. The coding region runs from base 77 to 1309 and encodes 410 amino acids. Gene Ontology annotation, molecular function: clathrin-cargo adaptor activity; metal ion binding. The record is from RefSeq and is a predicted model, not a curated record. NCBI's taxonomy places the organism in Eukaryota, Metazoa, Chordata, Lepidosauria, Squamata, Varanidae.
UUCCGGAGGCGCCUCUAUACCCGCUAUUACGGGUCGAUCUGCUCUGGCCGGGUUGGGCCGCUUGCCUGCUUGCGAGAUGGCGGCCGAAAUUCACUCGCGGCCUCAGAGCAGCCGCCCGGUCCUGCUGAGCAAGAUCGAGGGGCACCAGGACGCCGUCAGUGCCGCCCUCAUCAUCCCCAAGGAGGAUGGCAUCAUCACCGCCAGCGAGGACAGGACAAUUAGAGUAUGGCUGAAGAGAGACAGCGGCCAGUACUGGCCCAGCAUUUACCAUACCAUGUCAUCUCCUUGUUCAGCUAUGGCUUAUCAUCAUGACAGCAGACGAAUAUUUGUAGGCCAAGAUAAUGGAGCUAUUAUGGAGUUUCAUGUGUCAGAAGACUUUAACAAGAUGAACUUUGUCAAGACUUACCCAGCUCACCAGAACAGAGUGUCUGCUAUCAUCUUUUGCUUGGAAGCAGAGUGGGUCAUCAGCACUGGCCAUGAUAAAUGCGUAAGCUGGAUGUGUACUAGAAGCGGAAGCAUGCUGGGAAGACACUAUUUCACCUCCUGGGCGUCUUGUCUACAAUAUGACUUUGAGACACAACAUGCCUUCAUUGGUGAUUACUCUGGACAGAUCACUCUGCUGAAGCUUGAACAGAGCACAUGUUCAGUGAUCACAACUCUCAAGGGUCAUGAAGGAAGUAUUGCUUCCCUGUGGUGGGAUCCUGUCCAGCGGCUACUUUUCUCUGGAGCAUCUGAUAACAGCAUAAUCAUGUGGGAUAUUGGUGGAAGGAGAGGCCGGACACUGCUACUACAAGGCCAUCAUGACAAAGUACAGGCCCUUUGCUACCUGCAGCUCACAAGACAACUGGUUUCUUGUUCAGCUGAUGGAGGGAUCACAGUUUGGAAUAUGGAUAUUAGCAGAGAAGAGGCACCUCAGUGGAUGGAAAGUGACUCCUGUCAGAAAUGUGAGCAGCCUUUCUUCUGGAACAUAAAGCAGAUGUGGGACACAAAGACUCUGGGGCUGAGGCAGCAUCACUGCAGGAAAUGUGGCCAGGCAGUAUGUGGCAAAUGCAGCACAAAACGUUCCAGCUACCCCAUAAUGGGCUUUGAAUUCCAGGUCCGGGUCUGUGACUCCUGUUUUGAUUCAAUCAAAGACGAAGAUCGAACUUCUCUGGCAACAUUUCAUGAAGGAAAACACAACAUUUCCCAUAUGUCUAUGGACAUCUCAAGAGGACUUAUGGUGACGUGUGGAAGUGAUCGUGUAGUAAAGAUAUGGGACAUGACACCAGUAGUGGGUUGUGGCCUUGCGACUGGCUUUGCCUCCCAUUGACUUUGCCAGGAUAACAAGAUAACAAACACCAAAUUGUGCACCAAAUGGAUACACUCCCUUCUGUGACUCUUGCUGCAAAAUGCCAGCUGCCUGACUCUGUGAAUGCUGUUUUCUCAAGAUGGCCAGCCUCUUUUUUGGAGCAGAAUUCUUCCUUGGGGCUUACCAGGAACAGCGGAGGAUGCUCAGCUACAAGUUUAUAGCCGGUGGAACAAACACAGAAAAGGCUUUUAAGUGCCAUGAAACAUCUGGCAUAGAAAGUUCACUCCUAAUUUGAUUCACUUGUAGAGUUCAAUGUGCUUUUCUCUGCUGAAAUGCUAAUAUACAGUGUAUGGCUAAGAGUUACAGUGAGUGUAGUGACAACAGAACAUGUGCAAACAGUAGUAACUUAUUCUCAGUCCUUGUAAACCAUCCCUGUAGGCUAGUUUUGUCUUCUGAAUGGUCACUGUGAAGGCUGGCUCACAGACAGCUUUGCCAGUAAGAAAAAAACUGUUUUUUCUUUCCCCAGCAGCAUCGCAAUAAGGUUGAGGAAGUCAGUAGAAUUUUGGGAGUGUUUUCUACAACUGUUUGUUGAUCCCUUUGGAGUUAUUUAGAUGUGUGAAUAUUAUCUCCCAGUUAUCUUUUGAAUAGGUUUUUGUACCUGGAAAAAUACAAAAAUCCGUAACUGUAAAAGCAAACUGACAUGUCACAUCUUAUGCCUUGUGCGAAGACAGAGGUAAGUUAAAUUGGUAACCAGGAUACUUGGAGUGCACUGGCUGCUGUGGUCGUCUUCCCAAAUUUUAGAAUAUAGAGGCUCCCCCACCUCCUGUACCUUUUUGGGCUGGUGAGGAUUGGCUUCCAAAAAUAGUCAUGUUAAUGAAGCAUCAGCUUGAUCUGAGAACCGGUGCUGAACAUGAAUUGAACUCAUUUCAGCAAUAGCAAGCAGUCUACAGGGGCCUUGGAACGGGAUCUUGUAAUUCAAGGUGGUAGGCAUGAGCAGUGACCGAAAGUUGUAAGAAAAAACCCCCUCACUAGUUUUAAAAAUGAAACGUUAUCAUGUCAGACUCCAAAAUUGUAAAGAGGAAGGGGAUUUUGUAAACUAGGUUCAUUUCAAGUUGCUACUCAGUUCAUUGUGAAGGGUUUCAUCAUUAGCAUAAUUAACUUUAAAUUGUUAGGGAAAAUGUAGCUUUGUAAAAUAAAAUCAUUGUUCAUUGCCUGAAAACCAGAGAAAUUAUAUGGCAGACAUUGGUUCAUGUAGGCUAAUAAAGCAGGACUGCUCAGCUUCCUACAAUUAGAUGGCAAUAUCCUUACUGAAAAUAUUGUGCUAAGGAAUGGGAGGAUUUCUCACUGUUUCCCAUGGAUAACUAUCAGGAGGCCAGUGUCGCUUGUGUAUAAUCUUAAAGUGUAAGUCCCUGAAGAAUCAAGUGUCCAGUUUUUCCACCCUUAGCUGUGUCAGUGAUUCACAUAAGAGGAAGGGAAGUAUAAGCUGAAAUGUUAAAAUGAUGUUGCUGCAGGAGAUUGCCAUAAGAUCUAGAUAAAUCAAUAUUUUGUGCUGCAGUUUCCUGAGAACUGAUUUUCCAAUUGUAAUCAGACACCUUAGAAAAAAUACUAUUAUUCCCCAUUUUCUGAGAUAAUAUCUAUUUUUUGUGAAGGGAGUGGAAUAAAUAUGAAAGUCUAAACAUACAUUUCAGCAACUUCAACUGCAUACUCAUUUUAAGAAAAGCUUAAAAGGGGAAUGUUUUGCUGAGCUGAUGUCUUCAUAAUGCCUAGAAAGAUGGCCCCCAUCAAACCGGUAAACUCUUAUUACUCAACGCCUUAUUGCACUGUAUGAGAAAUGGAACUUACUGUGUAUGGAUUAAACCAGAAUGAGUAACUUCACCUCAGUGCCCAGAGAAAAAGUUUACUUUAUCUGGAAAUGUUCAUCUAUGUUAAAGAAACAUUGCCAGACUUGAAAUCGUUUGUAUUUUUCCCUGUUAAAUAGCAGUUAACUUGCAUAUCUGUUCCUUUUUCAUCCUUGAGAACUGGGAAUAACUUGCUAGGAGCAAGCAAAUUCCCAGAAUUCAUACCUGUGCAUAAACCAUAGAUUCUCUUACCCAGCUGUUUGCCCUCUUAAUUAUUAGCAGUAUAUAGUACAGUAUAUCAGCCUUUACCUCUUGGCCGUUGCAUUCAUAAUCUCCCACCAACGUUUUGCCAAGGGAUGCUGAAUAUGCUCACUGACUGAGGGAAUAUAUCUAUCUAUCUUUUGUAACAAAUAGGCUUAACAUUAAACUGGUGGCGUCAGCUAGCUACACAGAGAAAUUUCUUUGGCAAAACACCAGAUCCUUUGCGCAUUUCCAAACACUCUAGUUCUUCAAUUGAGUCAUAGACCUCUGCUGAAGAUAAUAUGACUUGCUUUUGUAGA